Messenger RNA from Jatropha curcas, 2175 nucleotides. RefSeq names its product F-box/kelch-repeat protein At1g74510. The record is from RefSeq and is a predicted model, not a curated record. NCBI's taxonomy places the organism in Eukaryota, Viridiplantae, Streptophyta, Magnoliopsida, Malpighiales, Euphorbiaceae. Gene Ontology annotation, cellular component: nucleus. Gene Ontology annotation, molecular function: protein binding.
AUCCAUUAUAUUACUCUCUCAGCGAAUAUAACCAGAAAACAAGAGUGUGUGCGUGAGAGUGAGAGGGAGAGAGAGAGAGAGAGAGAGAGAGAGAGAGAGGGAAUCUAGAGAGAGAAAUAGCAAUUGGGUUUUGAUUCCCGUAGAGAAUCGAAGAGGAAGAACAGCGAAAGUUCGAGCCUUUGUUGCCCAAUUUAAAGGAAAGUUUUAGCUCGAGGAACAUGUUGGAGGGAUCUUAUCUUGUCUCAAGGGAAUUACCAGCCUCAUGUGAGCAAGAAACCCAGUGGAUUUACAAUGCUCUUCAUGUUGUUGAACGAUCUAGCAAGCGCCAUUUGGAAGGUGGAGAAGAUGUUGCGUCAAGAAAGGCAGCCAAGCCAUUAGACACCCAGGAGAGAGAGGAAAAGAUGGACCUACAUAUCCUUCCUAUGUUGCAAAUUGGUCAACCAGAAAACCAUCAUCAGGCAGGGGAGGGUUCGCACGUUCUUUCUUUUGUGCAGUCCGAUCAACCAGAGCAGAAUCAAGCAGCUGGUCUGAGUGGUUGUUCUUUUGUGGGAACUGAUCUACCAGAUGAUCAGCAUCAAGCACAGGGUCUGCUUGUUCUUUCUGUUGGGCAAUCUGAUCAAUCAGACCAGUGCCAAGCAACAGGUCUGAGUGGUCUUUCUGUUACGCAAACUGAUCAGCCAAAUAAACAGCACCAAGUGGUGGAUAUGCAGGUUUUUUCUCCUAUGCCAGCUAAUCCUCCGGAGGAUCAGGAUCAGGUAGAGGAUAAAUCAGAUACUAGUUCACUUAUUAAUCAACUUGGUCGCGAAGUGUCAAUAAGUUGUUUCCUUCACUGCUCAAGGUCUGAUUAUGGCACAAUUGCUUCAUUGAAUAAAAGCUUUCAGUCGCUAGUCCGGAGUGGUCUGUUGUAUAAACUGAGGCGGGAAAUGGGCAUCAUUGAGCAUUGGGUUUACUUCUCCUGCAAUCUUCUUGAAUGGGAGGCUUUUGAUCCUAUUCGAUGCCGAUGGAUGCAUUUGCCAAGAAUGAAUUCAAAUGAAUGCUUCAUGUGUUCAGACAAGGAAUCUUUGGCAGUUGGUACAGAACUGCUUGUUUUUGGAAAGGAAAUAGAAUCCCAUGUUAUUUAUAAAUAUAGCAUUUUAACUAACAUGUGGACAUCCGGCAUGAAGAUGAACAUGCCCCGUUGCUUGUUUGGGUCCGCCAGUCUGGGGGAAAUUGCAAUUCUGGCCGGCGGUUGUGAUCCAAGUGGCAACAUAUUGAGCUCUGCAGAGCUUUAUAAUUCAGAAACUGGCACAUGGACUACCAUUCCAAGCAUGAAUAAAGCCAGAAAAAUGUGUUCUGGAGUAUUUAUGGAUAGGAAAUUUUAUGUCAUUGGUGGGAUUGGAACAGGCAAUACAAAAAUGCUUACCUGUGGGGAGGUGUAUGAUUUGGACAAAAAAACAUGGCGCCUGAUACCUCAGAUGUUCCCCGCACGAAACGGAGGAACCGGAGGGAAUGAAACAUCUGCUGCAGCAGAAGCACCUCCUUUGGUUGCUGUUGUAAAUAAUGAGCUUUAUGCGGCUGAUUAUGCACUAAAGGAAGUGAGAAAGUAUGAUAAAGAAAAGAAUGUGUGGAUCACGCUGGGGGGACUGCCUGAACAGGCUGUUUCAAUGAAUGGUUGGGGACUGGCAUUUAGGGCAUGUGGGGAUCGACUAAUUGUUAUAGGUGGACCUAGGACUUUAGGUGGGGGAAUGAUUGAGCUUAAUUCUUGGGUUCCAAGUGAAGGGCCCCCACAGUGGGAUCUGCUUGCGAAGAAACCCUCGGGCAGCUUUGUUUAUAAUUGUGCUGUUAUGGGAUGCUGAAAUGUGCAGUUUUAGCAGCACAGAUUUAGUGGAUUGUGUCCAUUCUGUUGGACCAUAGGUUUUCAAGGAGAUGGUAAUCUGGACAGUGGGUAAUCUCUGCUUUCCUUUUUGGGGUAAUUUCAGGUUUAAUUUAGAUCUACAGAUAUAAUUUUAGAAGGAGGUCUGGAGAUAACUUUGCCUCUUACUUUCAAUUGUUCUAUUUCAUGUACCUUUCUUUUUCUUUUUACUUUCCAGUCAGAGAGUCUGUUCAGUUACCAUAAGGGCUUUUCAAAAGUUUGCACAGUGUAGAACUUUGCACAGAUGAAUAAAAAUUAAUUUUACAGUUUUAGGUUGUUUCAAA